Poeciliopsis prolifica (blackstripe livebearer) is the source of this 1989-nucleotide messenger RNA. Its product is annotated as putative per-hexamer repeat protein 5. The coding region runs from base 1 to 1569 and encodes 522 amino acids. NCBI's taxonomy places the organism in Eukaryota, Metazoa, Chordata, Actinopteri, Cyprinodontiformes, Poeciliidae. The transcript has 4 exons. The record is from RefSeq and is a predicted model, not a curated record.
AUGUCUGCAGCAGCCAAGGGGGAGAACGUUCUCCACAACGGAACCAACCGGAACUGGAACAGAAACCAACCGGAAUGGGAACCAAACCGAACUGGAACCAACCGGAAUGGGAACCAACCGGAACUGGAACAGAAACCAAUUGUAACGGGAACCAACCGGAACGGGAAACAACCGGAACGGGAACCAACCGGAAAGGGGACAACCGGAAUGGGAACUAACCGGGACUGGAACCAACCGGAACUGGAACCAACCGGAACUGGAACAGAAACCAACUGGAACGGGAACCAACCGGAACUGGAUAAACCAUCCAGAACUGGAACCAACCGGAACGGGAACCAACUGAAACAGGAACCAAACGGAACUGGAACUAACUGGAACUGGAACCAACCGGAACGGAAACCAAUUGGAACGGGAACCAACCGGAACUGGAACCAACUGGAACUGGAACCAACCGGAACGGGAUCCAACCGGAACGAAAACCAACCGGAACUGGAAAAGAAACCAACCGGAACGGGAACCAACCGGAACGGGAACCAACCGGAACUGGAACAGAAACCAACCGGAACGGGAACAGAAACCAACCGGAACGGGAACCAACCGGAACUGGAACCAACUGGAACUGGAACCAACCGGAACGGGAUCCAACGGAACGAAACCAACCGGAACUGGAAAAGAAACCAACGGAACGGGAACCAACCGGAACGGGAACCAACCGGAACUGGAACAGAAACCAACCGGAACGGGAACAGAAACCAACCGGAACGGGAACCAACCGGAACGGGAACCAACCGGAACGGGAACCAACCGGAACGAAAACCAACCGAAACUGGAACAGAAACCAACCGGAACGGGAACCAACCGGAACGAAAACCAACCAAAACUGGAACAAAAACCAACCGGAACGGGAACCAACCGGAACGGGAACUAACCGGAACGGGAACUAACUGGAACUGGAACCAACUGGAACUGGAACCAACCGGAACAGAAAGCAACCGGAACUGGAACAGAAACCAUCCAGAACAGGAACCAACCGGAACGGGAACCAACUGGAACAGGAACCAAACGGAACUGGAACCAAACGGAACUGGAACUAACUGGAACUGGAACCAACCGGAACGGAAACCAAUUGGAACGGGAACCAACCGGAACUGGAACCAACUGGAACUGGAACCAACCGGAACGGGAUCCAACCGGAACGAAACCCAACCGGAACUGGAAAAGAAACCAACCGGAAAGGGAACCAACCGGAACGGGAACCAACCAGAACUGGAACCAACCGGAACGAAAACCAACCGAAACUGGAACAGAAACCAACCGGAACGGGAACCAACCGGAACGGGAACCAACCGGAACGGGAACCAACCGGAACGAAAACCAACCAGAACUGGAACCAACCGGAACAAAAACCAACCGGAACUGGAACAGAAACCAACCGGAACGGGAACCAACCGGAACGGGAACCAACCGGAACUGGAACCAACCAGAACGGAAACCAACCGGAAUGUCCUCCAGGCAGUUCAAAGACGCCACGUAAAGAGAGACGUCAGAAACAAAAAAGAAAGUUGUUGACCAACUGGGUCAACUGUACCAAUCAUUCACAGUGAAGUUAUUAACAUUCUUCAAGACAUGACCAACAGAAAACUGUUGCUAUGAACAAAAGAGAACAAAAACAGCAAAAAAUGCUUAAAAGUUUGAAAUUUGUUUUUAAACAGUUAAAAGGCAAGAGACUGAAAAAAUAAGACUUCACUCAACACAGAGAAGAUGAGACAAUGAGGAAAAAAAGAAAAGAGAAACUGACAAGAAAAAAGAAGAGGAAAGAUUGAAGAAAAUGUACAUAGUUCCACGUUAAAGUUUGAUGCAGCUCUGUUUUUCUGAAUGGACCGUCUUCAUCUCCACUGCAAGUACAGCAACCCAAGCAGAUGUUCUUUGAUUGUAUGUCUCACAAUUUUGUAAUCUAUCAUUGUUAAUUAAACUCUGAGAGCUGUGUGA